AUGGCCUGUCUCGCGAGACGCCUCGCGGUCUGCCUGUCCCUCGCGGUCCUCGCCGUGGUCUGCUUGCCGUCCCGCGGCGAGGCCAUGGGCCGCCUGCCCCAGCCGCCGCCGGACCUCAACUUCACCAUCUCCGUCGAGGGCGUCGUCUGGUGCAAGAGCUGCCGCUACGCGGGCUACGUCCGCGCCAUGGACGCGUCGCCGCUGCCCAAUGCGGCGGCGCUGCUGCGGUGCCGGCGCGACGACGGGCGGGCGCUGUCCGUGUGGAACGCCACGGACGCCGACGGCUACUUCCUGAUCCAGGCGGACUGGGAGUCGGCGCCCUUCAAGAGCAAGGACUGCAAGGUGCACGUGCCGCGGCCGCCGGCGAGCGGGUGUGCGGCCGCCGUCAGGCCCGCCGCGAGGAAGGGGGCGCCGCUCAAGUUCCGCCGGUUCGUGCCGCUCCCCGACCAGCUGCAGGCGCGCUACUCCGCCGGCAACUUCACGUUCGCGCCGGAGGAACCCGCCAAGUGCUAGCUGCUAGUUGCCUACUGCUGGAUGAGCAGUGGCAGCUGACACUGGGCGUUGAAGAACGGAUCGGAAUAAAUCAAAUAGAUGUUAUACAUGAUUGCAGGGGAAUAACUGACGAUGUAAUAACAUACAUUAAU
Panicum hallii is the source of this 644-nucleotide messenger RNA. RefSeq names its product non-classical arabinogalactan protein 30-like. The record is from RefSeq and is a predicted model, not a curated record. Bases 1 to 513 code for a protein of 170 amino acids. The transcript has 2 exons. Lineage: Eukaryota; Viridiplantae; Streptophyta; Magnoliopsida; Poales; Poaceae.